CUCGUCGUUUUCCUGGAUCGGGAGUUUUCUGAAUUUCCCAAGAGGGAGGUUCUCUGUUGGAUUUGCCCGUGGACGCUUUUUCUUGAUAAUAUCUGAACCCUUUUAUCUGAACUCUCUUCCGGUGUUGGGCGACGUCCUCUUUUCUACCCUCCAAAGGAAGUGGCAUCCUUCGCGACUUUUCCAACUGGGUCGAAUACAAAUUGCUCCUUAAAGGACUGGUUAGGCCUUGUCCCCCACCCAGUUAAUCCGUGAUGGCACGCCAGAAAAAGCUGAUUCAGUUGGGUCAUAGAGGAGAGUAUCGCAAAUGAGGAAUUAGAUUCGCUGAGUAGUUUGUGUUUAUCCUAAUCCAUUCUGUGGCCUCUGUCGACUUUCUUUUCCUUUGAAGAAAGAAAAUAACUUAAUUUGUUCUAGUGGAUUAGCUUAUCAAUAUAUUCUAUACCCACUCCGGAGGCAUGUCGAUUGAGAUGGUUGUAUGCCCAGGAACUCUCCCUUAAAGAGUCAUUCUUCGACUUCUGCCAGUCUUAUUUUUGUCUCUCACACUUGAUCAGCCCUGCUCUGCUCAUUGCUGGAGGCAAAGGAAGGUUUGCGCUGGAGGGUAGGUGUAGUGUAACAAGAACUAUCAGUGCCCAGUUCCUGGGUUCGUCAGAGAUGGACUUCUUCAGUGAAUACGGUGAUGCUAACAGAUACAAAAUCCAAGAGGUCAUUGGCAAAGGAAGUUAUGGCGUUGUUUGCUCAGCUAUUGACCAACAUACCGGUGACAAGGUGGCAAUCAAGAAAAUACACAAUAUCUUCGAGCACUUAUCUGAUGCUGCCCGGAUCCUUCGUGAGAUCAAACUACUUCGGCUAUUACGCCAUCCUGAUAUAGUUGAGAUCAAGCAUAUAAUGCUGCCUCCAUCAAGGAGGGACUUCAAAGAUAUCUAUGUUGUAUUUGAGCUGAUGGAUACAGACCUCCACCAAGUCAUCAAGGCAAAUGAUGAUUUAACCAGAGAGCAUCAUCAGUUCUUUCUCUAUCAGAUGCUCCGUGCACUGAAAUACAUUCAUACUGCUAAUGUUUAUCAUCGUGAUUUGAAGCCAAAGAACAUAUUGGCCAAUGCUAACUGUAAACUUAAAAUAUGUGAUUUUGGAUUGGCAAGAGUGGCGUUCAAUGACACUCCUACAACAGUAUUCUGGACGGAUUAUGUUGCUACAAGAUGGUAUAGGGCCCCUGAACUGUGUGGAUCUUUCUUUUCUAAGUAUUCACCAGCUAUUGACAUAUGGAGUAUCGGUUGCAUUUUUGCGGAGAUCUUAACUGGGAAGCCUUUGUUUCCUGGAAAAAAUGUGGUCCACCAGUUGGAUUUGAUGACCGAUCUCUUGGGUACUCCAUCACUUGAUACAGUUUCCAGAAUUCGGAAUGAGAAGGCAAGGAGGUAUUUGAGUAGCAUGAGGAAAAAACAUCCAGUACCAUUUUCUGAAAGGUUCCCUAAAGCAGAUCCUGCUGCACUCAAACUUUUGCAGAGGCUUUUGGCAUUUGAUCCCAAGGAUAGGCCAACUGCUGAAGAGGCAUUGGCUGAUCCAUAUUUUAAAGGCCUCGCAAAAGUAGAGAGAGAACCAUCAUGCCAGCCAAUAACAAAAAUGGAGUUUGAGUUUGAGCGAAGAAAGGUGACCAAAGAGGAUGUCAAGGAACUUAUAUUCAGGGAGAUAUUGGAGUAUCAUCCUCAACUUCUCAAGGAUUACAUGAAUGGAACUGAGAAAACAAACUUUCUAUACCCUAGUGCUGUUGACAAUUUCCGAAGGCAAUUUGCUAACUUGGAGGAAAAUGGAGGAAAGAGUGGGGCACACACGGCUUCAUCAGACAGGAAGCAUGUUUCGCUCCCAAGGACAACCACAGUUCAUUCUAAUCCAAUCCCUCCAAAUGGAAUCUCCCAAGUUCCUCAAAAGAUUCCCACAGCUAGACCAGGAAGAGUGGUUGGUCCAGUAAUACCAUUUGAGAAUGCAACUGCUGUUGAUCCAUACAGCCAACGUAGGGUGGCGAGGAAUCCAGUACUUCCUCCAACCACCACAAACCUGUCAGCAUACGCCUAUCACCGGAAGUCAGACAACUCAAACAGAGAGCUCCAACAGGAGCUGGAAAAGGACCGUAUGCAGUACCAGCCAGCACAGCGGUUCAUGGAUGCCAAGGUAGUAUCACAGAUGUCCCCUGACUUGAGGUCUUCCUACUAUAUACCAAAAGGUGUCCCGAAAGCUGAUGGCGCAGAUAGAGCUGCUUUGCAUUCUAGCAUGAUUCAUGGAAUCGCCCCUUUUAGUGGCAUUGCUGCUGUAGGAGGUGGAGGUGGCUACAACAAGGUCAAUGCAGUUCAAUAUGGAGUUUCUAGGAUGUACUAGUUCUAGUUGCAUUGGCCAUCUCCAAAAUCCUCAGUUGAGUUGAAGUAAUAACAUGGCGAAGGGUGGAAAGAUUUAGGUACCAAAGAGCUGCCAUAUUGGCUCUGAGCCAAAGAUACAAAGCUGGAGUAUGAUCUCGGAUCAAGGACGACGUGUGACAUCAGAUUGAAAACGCUAUUGGGCAACAGUCAUGGUUCUGUCCAUUGGAUCUAGCUUUUCGGAAAGCAAUGCCUUCACCCCGCGGAAACGGUAAAAUAAAAGGAGAAAAAGGGCAGUGCCGUCAGUUGAUUGCUGCUUAUAAGAAGCAAAGGGGGCAGAGACGAUUUUUACAUGGAAAAUUAUGUACUUUGCAAGAAAGGAAACAUGUGGGAAUAAAAAUAGUGAGCCUACGUUUAGCUCUGUAUAUAAAGUCACUUGAUUUUAUAUGUAUUAUUACGGCUGGUGAAACCCGCUUCUUUAAUUCAAAGCUGUAGAAUUUUGGCCUAUGUUUAGCUCUGUAAUACCAUAGGCAGUUCAGAUUGAUUCAGCCGUUGGUUUAUUUUGCCCUCUUUACCU
Sorghum bicolor (sorghum) is the source of this 2913-nucleotide messenger RNA. RefSeq names its product mitogen-activated protein kinase 8. Gene Ontology annotation, cellular component: nucleus; cytoplasm. The transcript is spliced from 10 exons. The record is from RefSeq and is a predicted model, not a curated record. NCBI's taxonomy places the organism in Eukaryota, Viridiplantae, Streptophyta, Magnoliopsida, Poales, Poaceae. Gene Ontology annotation, biological process: protein phosphorylation; intracellular signal transduction. Bases 649 to 2361 code for a protein of 570 amino acids. Gene Ontology annotation, molecular function: MAP kinase activity; ATP binding.